Molecule: messenger RNA, 279 nt
Organism: Gavia stellata (red-throated loon)
Lineage: Eukaryota; Metazoa; Chordata; Aves; Gaviiformes; Gaviidae
Gene: SMAGP
Product: small cell adhesion glycoprotein
Exons: 3
Coding region: 1-279 (92 amino acids)
Source: RefSeq, a predicted model, not a curated record
AUGGAAGGCGAUCAGCCCCCUCUGACUGCAGAGCUGACAACCCCCUUCCUGAAGAAGGCUCACACCCCGCCUCUCCAUGAGGAUGCCAACACCGUGGUCAUCGCAGUUGUCAUCACCCUGGUGUUCCUCACCCUGCUGACGGUGCUGGUGGUGAUCAUCGUCUACCUGUACAGAAACAAAGGCAGCUACCUCACCUACGAGCAGCCGGCGGCAGAGACCGACGUGUCGGUGCAGAUGGAGGAUGCUCCCUCCAAAGAGAAAGAAGAGUAUUUUAUCUAA